Messenger RNA from Hemicordylus capensis (graceful crag lizard), 2017 nucleotides. It is a transcript of the gene DNAAF3, whose product is annotated as dynein axonemal assembly factor 3. The transcript is spliced from 12 exons. The record is from RefSeq and is a predicted model, not a curated record. Gene Ontology annotation, biological process: motile cilium assembly; axonemal dynein complex assembly. The coding region runs from base 482 to 1921 and encodes 479 amino acids. Lineage: Eukaryota; Metazoa; Chordata; Lepidosauria; Squamata; Cordylidae.
GAAACGAAGUGGGGGGAAUGCACUCUGGGUCGAAACCAGGGAAGGAAGGGGGGGUGUUGUGUGUGUGUGUGUUGUGCGCGCGGGGGCAUCAAAUUGGUUGGAAGUGAGGGUGAGGGUGUUUACUGAGGAUAACUUUUGCAGUGGUGAAGGUCUGGGGUGAUGAAUCCUGAAAUUCAGUGGUGGAGCUCAGGGAAUUGAGGGGAUGGCCUGGUGAUGAGUAUCGAUUCGUUUUCAAGAGAUAAUAUUCCCUUAUUCUUAAGGUGUUGUGGUGCAUACAUGUGUUGUGCCUUUAUUCCCCCUUCAUGGGUAAUAACAGCUUGGGGAGCAAUUUAUAUUGGAAAAAUUGCACAAAUUGCCCCAAUCAGGUGAGCCUCCUAUCUGCUCUAAAGUUGUUGUUGUGUUUUGUUGUUGUUGUUUUAUUGGUUGGGGAAGAUCCAGUCACAAGUCUCUCCUCUCACAUCUGUUUUUGCCCAUAUAAGCCAUGACAGCAGUGGGUAGUGGCAACGGUUUUGGCACCACAGCUUGGUGGGGCUUUUCUCCAGCACUUGACUUGCAAGACACAUAUCUGGAGUCUUCUCUGGAACAUCUGCGGCUGUCCCAGGAUGGUAUUCCUGAACUGAAUAUCCUGCUAGUGGGAUCAGUAGAUGGUCGUCAUAUUUUCAAGACAAUGAGUCAAGCGCACCAAUGGCCACGGAGGAAAAUCAAUUUCUACGUGUUGGAGAAUAAUCUUGAGGCCCUGGGUCGGCAGCUGCUGUUUCUGAAUCUGGCUCUGGAGCCUUCAGAGAAGAUGGGGCUGCAAGAGAAGAGUGAGAUGUUCUUGGAGCUGAUGGGGAACACUCUGCUUCGAAGUCAGACAGCUGCCUACUUGCAAGAGAAAUCGGACAUUUUCAUCCGUUAUGUCACAGAUCCUGAUUUCCAGCAGACUCACCUACCCAUCUUGGACUUGUCUGCCCUCAAGUUCAAGGAGCGGGACCAGUUGGAAGCCAUCUUCCAGUUCUGGCGGAAUCCUGACCCACAUGCCUUCCAGAUCAAGCAUCUCUGGGACCUGCGGCUUCGACAGUACCUGGGCACCCGCUAUGAUUCUCGUCGUGGAGUGUGUGACUGGGAUCUCAACAUGACGCUGCAUGAACAUGGGGCCAAAGUGAUCAACUUCCGUGAGUUUUUCCAGUGGCGUGACACAGGCGUGGCCUUUGAGAUGCGCGAAGCCCCCUACGACAUCCCCAACAAGACUCUGGCAUCUGGCCGUCUCCUCAGAUAUAAAGGGGAGCCAGUACCAGCACGGGGAUACUGGGGAGACAUCGCCACUGGCCCCUACAUCACCUUUGGAAUUGAGUCUGAAGAUACCAAUCUUUUGAAAACAAGGAAUGGCCUCCCUACUAAGAGUGCCCAGGAAAUCUCCUUGCACAAUGUCACUGCCCUGAUGUACGGACUCACUUAUCAUGCCCAUUAUGACCCACCAGCACCUUCUAAUGAGGAGGGAAAUGAUGACAACCUGCCCAAAGAGAGUGACCAUACCAAGCUGGAGGCUACCAGUGGUCCUCCCUGCACAGAAGAUGUCAGAGUCCAUUUCCUGCCUCUCAACUGCCUCUCGGAGCUCCAUCACAAGAGCAAAUAUCAACAACUCUUCAAUAUAAUCUUCUUCUCUUGUAGCAUGGUGCACUUCCUGAAACCAAAUGUGCACCUGAUGUCAGCCCCCAAAUCUACUCUCAUUGUUGAGCUCACAAACUUCCUGCCUGACCUCCACAAGGAACAGGUGUCCGAGUUCGCCUCCCGCGUAAUCAGUCUCACGAUGGAGGCUGGAUUUGUGCCCGUCGAGACAACAGACAAAAAAGCAUUUUCUUUGUUCCAGCUUGGGGACCAGGAGGUGGGGGAGGUCCUCGGCAAGAUAUCUCCACUUGAAGUGACAGAGCCAAGUUCCUAAAGUGGCUCAUGAUAUACUAAUUUCUUUUAAAAAUCUUUAAUAGUUUUAUAUUUAUCUCUUCAAGUUUUUAAUAAAAAGGCUCCUGCUUUAAAACUC